AUGUCGAAUAAAAAACAAAAGAAACGAGAAAAGAAAAUUUCUCGUAAAUCAAUUCAUUACAUUCAACUUCGAACACAUCGACAAUGGCCCAAUCAACUGAAUUAUAUGUCUCAUUUAGAAGUAUAUCAUUCGAAAAUCAAAUCGAUUACAUAUGAUAUUGAUCGUCUUUUAAAUAGCAAAUGGAUUUAUAUUCGACAACCACAAGUGAUUAAUCAAUUCAAUGAAAUUUAUCAACAAGAAAUUAAAAAUUAUUUUUUACAUAGAAUAAAUUUAUUUGAUUAUAAAUAUUCUUGUUUAAAUAAUCAAUUUGAUGAAAAUAAUAAAUUCAUACGAGAAAUUUUUAUUCGUUCAAUUGAAAUAACUGAUUAUCUAUUAUAUUUAUAUCAACAAAUAGAAAAUAGUGAACGUCAUAUUUAUGAAUAUCGUUUAAAUAUAUUAAAAUAUGAAUUCGAACAAGAACGAGAAUCUUUAAGACAUUUAUUUAUUGAUCAACACUUUUAUGAACUUGAUAAUCAAAUAAAUAUUUUAAAUGUUAUUGAACAAGAAGAUACUCUCAAACAAUAUAUUCAAUUUAAAUUUGAAAAACAACAAUUAAAAGAAAUAUUUGUGAAAGAUAUCACUAUGUUACAUGUUAAUUUUAAAACACAAAUUGCUUUUUUAAGAUUAACUAUAAAUAGAAUAAUCCAUUCAAAUGAACAACAAACGAACAUAACUUCCAAACAUUGUCAUUACUUACAUGAAAAAACACGUAAAGCAAAAGAACGUAUUAAUCAAGAAAUAAAAUCAAUUUAUAUUUUAAAAAGAAAAAUUAAAGAAACAAGAACUCGAAUUGAACAAAUUGAAGGCAAUAGAAAUCAUGUUAAUGAUAAACUUAAUCAACUUAAACAAUGUUCAGAUUAUCAUCAAAGUAAAUAG
Molecule: messenger RNA, 915 nt
Organism: Rotaria sp. Silwood1
Lineage: Eukaryota; Metazoa; Rotifera; Eurotatoria; Philodinida; Philodinidae
Source: the annotation of a GenBank genome assembly